Chaetomium strumarium is the source of this 2056-nucleotide messenger RNA. RefSeq names its product major facilitator superfamily domain-containing protein. The transcript has 4 exons. Gene Ontology annotation, biological process: transmembrane transport. The coding region runs from base 311 to 1654 and encodes 447 amino acids. The record is from RefSeq and is a predicted model, not a curated record. Gene Ontology annotation, molecular function: transmembrane transporter activity. Lineage: Eukaryota; Fungi; Ascomycota; Sordariomycetes; Sordariales; Chaetomiaceae. Gene Ontology annotation, cellular component: membrane.
UUUGCAACCGACGACAAAUGUGGAAAUACUUCGUAAGGAGCCAAACGACACCUUAAAUUGGUGCCAAAACCACACGAUGUUUGGUGAGACGGCUCGGCAUGCCGCAGCAUGCUCCUAUAAGUUUGAAAAAUGUUGAUAACUGCAACAUUCCUCCCAUCCCGAGCCAUGUUGGACAUGGACAGCUUGGUUCCCCAUCCUCCUCAGCGCCUUGCAGCCUCUGAGCGUCCUUCGGAUCACUUGGCUUUGGUUUUCAAACAAGAAGGGAGAUCCACUAGAGAAUAACCUAAGAGCACUUGUUCGCCCUUCUGCCAUGCCGUUAGUCAGCGGCGAUGCGAAACCGAAACUCGAGCCCGACUCGAACCCGGUAGACGACUCGGAUGGGACAAGCCGUGCUCGGCUGUCCGACGAGGACCUAGAGUCAGCGUCAGAGCAAAGGACACCGAACGCAAAUGGAGCUGGUCAAGCCCCUGAUGGCGGAGCGGCUGCCUGGUUGGUGGUUCUGGGGGCAUGGUGUGCUCUGUUUUGUACCGCUGGAUGGGUCAACAGCAUUGGGGUCUUCCAAGAGCAUUAUCAGACCGAAAUGUUCAGCGACUAUGAUCCAAGCACCAUUGCGUGGAUACCUUCACUGCAGGUAUUUUUCCUGUACGGCGCGGGCCCAGUAGUUGGUGCAUUGUACGACAAGUUUGGUCAGAGGUGGUUGGUCCCCCUUGGAAGCGUUUUACAUAUCUUAGGCCUCAUGAUGGCGAGCCUCGGCACCCAAUAUUACCACAUCCUUCUUGCCCAGGGCUUUUGUUCGGCCAUUGGCGCCUCCAUGAUCUUUCAGCCAGCCUUGAAUUGCGUUCAUGGCUGGUUCAGCACAAAACGAAGCACUGCCUUCGGCGUUGUCAUGACCGGGGCCAGUAUUGGUGGCAUCGUCUUGCCUGUCAUGCUCACCCGUCUCAUCCGCGACCUCGGAUUCUCCUGGUCCAUGCGCAUCUCUGCCUUUUCCAUGCUUGCGCUCCUGACAAUUGCCAACCUCACACUCCGGAGCUAUACUUCACCAGCGGCUCGAUCGAACCCACUUAGGUCCGCAUACCUGAAACCGUUUACCGAAACUGAGUUUGUUCUGGUGGCCUUUGGUUUUCUCUGCUUGACGUAUGGUAUCUUCGUGCCCAUCGACUACUUGCCCGCCUCAGCCAUCCACGCCGGCAUGGCUCGCGGCCUGUCCCAAGACCUGGUGCCCAUUUUCAACGCCGGAUCUCUGGCGGGACGUCUUGCGGGAGGGUACAUCGGAGACAAAGUCGGAUGCUUCAACGCCUUCACUGGAACCUGCUUUCUCACCGGUGUCUGGAUCUUGGCCCUCUGGAUCCCGGCCGCGAGCGACGCGGCCAUUGUCACGUUCGCAAUCCUCUUUGGCUGCUUCUCGGGCGGAUACGCGUCGCUUCUCUCGCCUGUCUUGGCGCAGAUCUCUCCCAUGCACGAGAUAGGGUUCAGGACGGGCAUUGUUCUUUUCAUGGCGUCCAUCGGCGGGCUGACGACCAACCCUAUCAGUGGAUCCAUCUUGAACGGGGAAGACAGCGGGUGGCUCGGUGUCAAACUCUUUGCCGGCGUCUUCGCCAUGCUUGGUACUUUCAUGUUCUGCGUUGCCGCGGCGAAAGUACGCCGGCCUGGAUGAAAAGCCGGAUGCACUCGAACUUGAACUGAAAUGUCGUUAGAUAUAAGUAACAGGUAACAUGCUAGGGUGGCCUUUAAAGUUUAGAUCGCGCUGAGGCGUAGCUAUGUGAAACGGCCUUUAGGUAUGUACCUUCAGCAGGGCUACCUUACUAUAGCAGUGAAUCCUCAACAACACAUCAUGUAUCAUUUUCUCUUUAUUGCCUGGCUAUCACCCAUAGCCUACGUGACCCUACGUCGCUGAGCGGAACCUCUGUUGCAUUCUCUGUUGCAGACCUACUUAAGGUAGGUUAUUGGGCCCUCUUGUAUGACAUCGCGCGAGCGCUUAUUAGCAGCUCACUUUAUAGUUUAUAAGCCGCACCCUGAUACACGGUAUACCCGUGUUGCCUCCGGUCAUGUCCCCGAG